GAACCUGAAGGAUCAGUUGCUGAGCCAGGAGCACCUCUCCAGUGACGUGGGCACUGGCAGCCGUCCCAGCCGCCGCCGCCUUCCUCCCUCCUGGCGAACCCCCUUUGCCGGCGCGGCGGUCGGUGUGGUCAGGCUGCGGCUGACGCAGGAGCCUGCCCGCCUCCAUCAAUAUUUGCUCAGGCACCAGGAGGGAAGGUUUUAACAGCCCCCGCUGACGCAGGGAGCUCUGGCCUCGCACCUCCCCUCCCGGGCUGAUGUGCUGCCUGUCCCACAGAUGGUUCUGGCAGCCGGCGAGGAGCAUGAGGGACCGGCUGGCAGAGCUGCAGCAGCGAGUGGCGGCCGAGGGGGACCCGCACGAGGAUGCCUUGUGCUUCGACAACCCAGCGUUCGGAGAGGACGACGGCAGCUCUGUCAGCCGGGCGCUGCGGGAGGCGGCUGAGCUCUGGCAGGCGCUGGACGGGCUUGAGCAGCUCUCCGAGAGCAUCGACAGGAUGCAGGAGAGGGUGCUGUGCUGCACUUCUGAGGAGAGCAUCUCCCAGGAGAAGCAGGAGCUUGGCGCUGCCAGAGCCGCCUUUGCCCACGAGGCCAUGGCCCUGCAGCCCCAGCUGGGCGCUCUGCGGGCAGCGCCGGAGCUGGGGAUGGGGCAAGCGGGACCCCGCAUCCGCCAGACCCAGCUGUGGCUGCUGCUGCGGCGCUACGGCACCGUCCUCGCCCGCCACUACGCCCGGGAGAGCUGCUACCGACAGAGGCUGAAGGAGCAGAUGGAGAGGCAGGCGGAGCUGGCAGGCAUUGACCUGGGGGCUGAGGACUUGGACCGGUUGGCCGAGAGCCCCGAGGUGCCCCGCAUCGUGGGUUGGGACCUGGAGGUGCUCAAGGCCAAGCAGCACCUGGCCUUGGCCCAGAUGCGCCAGCGGCAACUCCUUGACCUGGAAACGCAGAUGGCGGAGCUGCACGGGCUCUUCCUGCAGCUGGAGGGGCUGCUGGCCGAGCAGCACGGGGCCACCGACAGCGUGGAGCACUACGUCCUGCGCACCCUGGACUACGUCGCCCAGAGUGGCGGUGAGGUAAAGAAAGCCUUCACGUACCAGCGGCCAUCACGGCUCUCGGCCCUGCUGACGGCUGUGCUCAGCCUCUGCGCCUGCUGCACCUGCCUGUCCUGCCUCAGCGGGACCAUCCGAUGAGCCGGAGCUGCACCGGGAGCUCUCACGGAUUCCCAUCGGUGUCUCUGCAAGAAAUGAUGUCACGGGAGGCUGCUGCUGUCCUGUACUUCUUGCAGGGUGGUGCAGACCACGCAUGCCUUGCUCAGCAUCGUGGGGACCACACAAGCCUUGUAUGAUGGUGCAAGGACCGUGCACACCUUGCUCCACACGGGGACCACGCCAACCAUGUGCAAUGGUUGGGGCCAUGGACACCUUGCCUGGCAUCAUAAGGACCACACCAGCCUUGUAUGAUGGCACAAGGAGCGCAGACGCCUUGCGGGUAGCACGGGGACCAUGCACACCGUGUGUACCAGCACGGAGACCAUGGCCGGGCUGCGGGACUGGCCCCCAGAGCUCUGCAGCACUCAGCGAGGAAAACCACUUUAAUACUAUGAAACCCAACUUAAAAACUUUAAUGUUCCAUUAUUAUUAUUUAUUUAAAGGAGAGGGAAAAAAGGGGCCUGUUGAAGUGUUUGGUAUAUUUGUUGUUAUGUGCAAGGGGAGCCAAUGGCUCAGCGCCACCAUGGAGCUGCAUGAAGGAGCCUCCACCACAUCCAACUCUUUAUUCUCCCCACUUUCUCCAAUUUCUAUUUCCUGAGUGUUUUUUAUGUGCAUUAAUGUGUCAUUUUCAUCGAUGUUUGUUUGUAAACAGGUGAUCAGGCUUGGGAUGGGCAGUCAGGUGUCCCACUUGGCCACCCCCCGUUGUGACACCAGGAGAAUUUAUACAGUUGAUGUAGUAUGGGGGCAGAUUGCAGGAGAUGGGCUCUUCCUUCACCCUGCACAUUCCUAAACCAGACACUAUCACCCGUGUGCUGGGAACUCAGUGGGACCGUUUCCUCUGGUCCCCACAAUAUCGUCUGGAUUUCCCAAAGCCACUCCAAUUCAAGACAAGGCGGCAGAACCGGGUUGAGUUUCUCAGGAACCCUUCAUAGAAGGUCCCUUUGUGUCCUCGCAGUUCCUGGGGUCGGGUCCCAAUUCACUCAGCCACCCUUUGGAUUACUUUUAUCUUCUAGCUGAACCUUAAUAAAAC
Molecule: messenger RNA, 2229 nt
Organism: Cuculus canorus (common cuckoo)
Lineage: Eukaryota; Metazoa; Chordata; Aves; Cuculiformes; Cuculidae
Product: syntaxin-1B-like
Exons: 1
Coding region: 255-1181 (308 amino acids)
Biological process (GO): exocytosis; synaptic vesicle fusion to presynaptic active zone membrane; intracellular protein transport
Cellular component (GO): endomembrane system; synaptic vesicle; SNARE complex
Molecular function (GO): SNARE binding; SNAP receptor activity
Source: RefSeq, a predicted model, not a curated record